Molecule: messenger RNA, 2436 nt
Organism: Austrofundulus limnaeus
Lineage: Eukaryota; Metazoa; Chordata; Actinopteri; Cyprinodontiformes; Rivulidae
Product: zinc transporter ZIP12
Exons: 12
Coding region: 321-2360 (679 amino acids)
Biological process (GO): intracellular monoatomic cation homeostasis; zinc ion import across plasma membrane
Cellular component (GO): plasma membrane
Molecular function (GO): zinc ion transmembrane transporter activity; monoatomic cation:bicarbonate symporter activity
Source: RefSeq, a predicted model, not a curated record
CUGUACUCUCUCACUUGCCUGCACUAAUCCUUUUGUUGUGCACUGAGGGGCCCAGGCUUCGACUGACUAUUAGGAACUGUAAGCUCUGGUUCUGUGGAGGGUUGCCUGCUGAGUCCUCUUGUUCUCCACCAGAUCUGGCAUACUAAUAUCACUGCCUCCUUCAGCAAUAUACCUGCCCUUCGUUUUUUAGAAAYUUUCUUUAUCUYAUGUUUGMUAACUUUUUGAUUUUGUUUGUUGAUGUUUUCUGACCGUCACUUCUGUGUUUCAGUUCCCUAGCCGGUCCUGGGAGAUUGAGAGAGUCUGACAGCGCUGAUAAGAACAUGCACUUUAGGAGCACUGCUCCAUGUUUGGUGCUGCUGCAUCUUUUUGUGCUGGGGCGAGUGCUAGAAAGCAAAGCGCAGGACCAGGACUACCUCCAGGAGGCUCUCAGAACAUUGGAUCUACCUUUAGGGAGUGAUGACAAGCCUCGGCUCCAGAAGAACCGAACCAGUGACCUGAUUGCCAAACUGCUCCGAGAUGUGCAUUGUGGAGAGAGGACUGGCAUGAYGCAGAGCAUGUGUGAGAAAUGCCUGACACAAGACAUUGUCCUCUCUGUGCUUGAGGAUGAUGAUCGGAUUUUUCUCAACGAGCAAGACUAUCAGCAAAUCUCAACCGUUCUGUUGUACUACAUAAUUAAUUUGGAAGAUCUGUGUGUUGCAAACAUCACCUCCCUUUUACCCSUUUCCUCCCCAUCUGAGAACUUCAAGUUCUACCUUCUGGGUCUAACCAAUCUGCAUCCAGCUGAGGACAAUCGCUUCCUGUCAUACAACGAGACACAAAGUAUUCUGCGACUCAUUAACCAGCACUACCGCCCCUCAAACCAGGCCGUUUUUGAUUUGCCAUGUAUUGACUCAGCUCACCUUUUAGAAGAAGUUGAUGUAGAGGGAAAUCCAGGUGUUGGGAUAACUACGGUGCCCAGAUUGGCAGCAACCAUAAUCAACUAUAUCCUGCUGGGAUCCUGUUUUUCACAGAGGAACCUCCCAUCUCCUGCCUUUUUUACAGAAUAUAUUUUUCAGUCUCUAAAUUCUACAAACAACCUUGAAAUUAUUGAUUUGGAGAAGCUGCUUCGUCAGUUAGGAGUAGGACAUGAAGGAGGAAUGCAGAACAGGAAGACGAGGAGCAUUAGAGGAAGCACACAGUCUGUGAAGUCACUGGAAAACUGCAACCAUAAAACUGAGAGAGGAUGGGAACAGGUAUGUUUUUCAGCCAAUCAGCUGGUGGAUAUUUUUGCUCUGGACCCUCAUUUGCCCAUUUCCAAGAAGCACUUCAGGCAAAUCUGCCCUGCCAUUAUUCAACAGCUGCUAUGCAAUGCCUGUGGAUCAUUAGAACAAAAAACAGGAGGGUCUUUACCAACUGCUAUGGAGAAGUUCRGCUACAGCACAGCUGCUGUCCUGGUCAUCACAGUGAGCUCCAUGCUGGGUAUUUGUCUGGUGUUUUUUAACUCCURUCAGGAGACCUACACACUCAUCCUGCAGCUGUUUGUGGGCCUGGCUGUGGGAACACUGUCAGGAGAUGCUCUCCUGCACCUCAUACCACAGAUCCUUGGUCUUCAUGAUGCAACUCACAGUCAUGAUGAUGAAAUCUAUGUUGAAGACAAGGAGCAUCUGUGGAAGAUUCUGUGCCUGAUUGCUGGGAUUUACGGAUUCUUUCUUCUUGAAAAAAUAUUUUCAUAUGCAGUUCCUUCCCAUAGCCAUGGUCACUCCACUGACCUUCCCUUAGAGCUGACCUGCAAUGGUCAGUCACAGAGGGGCAGGUCCAUUUCCACCAUCCAGUUGGGAGCAGUGGAAGAGUUAGAAUGCACAGAAAUACCUCAUGAACAUACAAACAGGAGCUGUCCACAUGAGAAACAAGCAGUUCCUCUGCUGGCAGUGAUGAUAAUUGUGGGAGACAGYAUUCACAAUUUUGUUGAUGGCUUGGUUGUCGGUGCAGCUUUUUCUUCUUCAGCUGAGACUGGCAUGGCAACCACUGUGGCCAUCCUGUGCCAUGAGAUCCCACAUGAGAUGGGGGACUUCGCAGUGUUGCUCAGCUCUGGACUCCCAGUAAAAACUGCGGUGCUGAUGAACUUCCUCAGUGCCCUGACCGCCUUCAUCGGCCUCUACAUCGGACUUUUUGUUUCUUCUCAGAUAGAAGUGCAGCAGUGGAUCUUUUCUGUGACCGCAGGGAUAUUUCUCUAUCUGUCUCUGGUGGAAAUGCUUCCAGAGAUGAGUCGAGUGAAGACGGACAGGCCGUGUCUUGUCUUUCUCCUGCAGAACCUGGGGCUCCUGACGGGUUGGACCUGCCUUCUGCUGCUCGCGUUCUUCGAACAUGAACUCAAACUCUAAACGCAGCGUACAUCUCCCACACAAUACUUGAUUGCCGUUUAUUAUCCGUGCUCUCCACAGAUGCGUGUAUUACUUU